AUGAACUUAAAAGAAUCAGAAUCUAUAAAUGAUUUUUUUAAAGAUGACACUAAAUUCAUUGGAGAAUAUUCAAUGCAGGAUUACAAAGUACUCAGAGGAUAUAUACCAGGCUUUGGACAAGAUCUUAGACUUUAUUAUACCAAAUUGGAUCCUCCUAAUAAGAAAGCAUCCAUCUGCAUUAUCCAUGGAUUUGGGGAGCAUUAAGGGAGAUUUCUACAUGUGGCUGACUUUUUCGCUAAAAUGAAUUUUGUUGUGCACUUGAUUGAUUUGAGGGGUUUUGGAUUUUCAGGAGGACCAAGAGGAUCGCAAUCAAUAGCAGAUCUCCAAUUAGAUGUUGAGGUUCUGAUUAGAUAGGCAUCGAAGGAUCUGCCCCUAUUUUUAUAUGGACAUGCAAUGGGAGCACUUGUUAUUAUAAGUUUAUUGAUUCGGAACCCCAAAUUGAAGAUAUCAGGGGUAAUAUGUACUGCUCCCACUCUAGGAUUUCCAUUGAACAGAAACAUUGGCCCAUUGAAGUAAUUUGUGAUAAAGAACUUUGGACAUUAUUUAGAAGACUUAGUUAUUAAUACAAAUGUUAAUCCAACUAGUUUGAGUAAGAAUAAUUAACAUAUUUAAAGAAUUUUUGAGGAUAGAUUGGUAAUGCCAUUUCUGGGAGUGGGAAUGGCAAGAAGCAUUUAUAAAACAUUGCCUUUUAUCUUUAAAAAUUCUCAUUAAUUUUAAUACCCAAUAAUGAUAUUUCAUGGCAAAUAGGAUACACAGAGUAGUUAUGAAAACAGUGUUCAAUUCAUCAAUUAAGUAGGAAGCAAGGAUAAGCACAUAAAAUUGUUUGAUGAAGGAUAUCAUGAAUUAUAGCAUGACGAGGAGUUCUAGAGUAUAAAGUAGUAGUUGAGUGAGUGGAUCAAGAUAAGACUGGAGAGUAGUAUGCCAUUUGGAAUAUUGUCAUAGCCAAGAUUAUUGAUUGGGAUUCCAGUGCAGAAGAACAGAAGAAAGUUGAUAAUAUUUUUGAUGCUCUUGUUGCUUGCCUAUUUUUUGACUGUGUUGAUUAAGAAAGGGAAGUUUAAGAGAGUGCAAUACCCAUUUGUUCCUAUUCUGAUUUUGUAUAACAAAUUGAUUAAGAAAUAAUUAAAAUGA
Paramecium tetraurelia is the source of this 1128-nucleotide messenger RNA. RefSeq lists its product as uncharacterized. The record is from RefSeq and is a predicted model, not a curated record. Lineage: Eukaryota; Ciliophora; Oligohymenophorea; Peniculida; Parameciidae. Gene Ontology annotation, molecular function: lipase activity. Gene Ontology annotation, cellular component: membrane. The transcript is spliced from 4 exons.